AUGUCGCCUACAUCUUCCAUCGCAGGCUCCAAUGCUCCCUCCGCUGCGUCGGACCGUGAUGAGUCUACAUACCUUGCCAGAAGCCGAAUGAUCCACUGGACUCGCAUCGCCUUGACCUCGCUUUCGCUUGUCCUUGCAGCAGCUGCUGUUGGUAGUGAAGGCCAUGCACUCCACUACUACAAAGGCACAGUCAAAUACAGCAAGAUUUGGCUUCCUCUUUGGCCAAAGGAGCUGGACUUAGGUCCAAGCAUCGCCACCAUCGUCUGCGGGACUAUUCUGCUUGUCUCCAACCUGGCCUAUACCGUUGUUGCUGUUAUGCCUUCUCCACGAUCCCCGAGUGCUUUGCUAAACACUUUUAUCACCAUUAUUGCAUUUUCCGGCUUCGUCGCUUCGGUAGCAGCUGUUGCAACGUCAGUGAUAGCGUAUAACCCCCACUACACUGACGGAGGGGCACAACUAGGCCAGACGCUCAAUUCGUGGACAUGCACCUGGAGCUUCGGCGAGGGAGUUGACUCCGACGGGGCCAAAAUAUCUCCGGUGGUCAACUUCGGCCGUCUUUGCAGGGAGACUCGCGCGUCUCUUGCCAUCCUGUGCGUCUUGAUCGCGGUCCAGUUCUUGUCAUGUCUUUCAGCGGGCUGCGGAUGGUGGUUAGAGGUUGAGAUGAACAAGAAGAGAAGCUUCGCUGCGUCUGCUGAAUCCCAAGUAGAGAAACAUCACGAGGCAGUGUAG
This is a messenger RNA of Trichophyton rubrum CBS 118892, 729 nucleotides long. RefSeq lists its product as uncharacterized. The record is from RefSeq and is a predicted model, not a curated record. Lineage: Eukaryota; Fungi; Ascomycota; Eurotiomycetes; Onygenales; Arthrodermataceae. Bases 1 to 729 code for a protein of 242 amino acids. The transcript is spliced from 2 exons.